This is a messenger RNA of Chenopodium quinoa (quinoa), 1158 nucleotides long. RefSeq lists its product as uncharacterized. Bases 1 to 1158 code for a protein of 385 amino acids. The transcript is spliced from 2 exons. NCBI's taxonomy places the organism in Eukaryota, Viridiplantae, Streptophyta, Magnoliopsida, Caryophyllales, Amaranthaceae. The record is from RefSeq and is a predicted model, not a curated record.
AUGAACUCUGAUUCAAAUUCUUCUAGUUCAUCUAGUUCAGGGUUAUUUGAUUACAUGGUGAACGACUAUGUAGAGUGGCAUGAAUCAAUUACCCAAAGGAAAAAAGAAGAUGAAUUGAUCGAGGAAGCGAUCAAUACAACUGUUGUUCCCUUUGUAACAUCAACUUAUCAGGUCCCAUUCACUCUUGAACCUACGUACCAAAGGUGGUAUGUACCAAGAGAUCGAGAAUAUGCUGAUAUUCAGUUAUAUAACGAUUACUUUAGUCCCCAACCAUUGUACCCUGCUAAUAUGUUUCGGCGACGGUUUCGCAUGCGUAAGAAUGUGUUCACACGCAUUGUUAAUCAACUAAGCGAAAGUGAUGUUUACUUUCAACAAAGGUCGGAUGCCACCGGAAGACUAGGUGCAUCCCCCCUCCAAAAAUGCACUGCAGCAAUUCGAAUGUUAGCAUACGGUACAUCUGCCGAUGCAGUUGACGAGUAUCUUAAAAUCGCAUCAAGUACUGCAAGAGAAGGUCUGGCUCACUUUGUUGAAGGGGUUGUAGCUCAAUUUGGACCAGAGUACUUGAGGAGAGCAAAUAUUAUGGAUACUGAACGGCUCCUCCGUGAAAGUUAUGCUCGUGGAUUUCCUGGUUGUUGCUUCGCAAGACUUGUGGAUAUGGCACGCUUUUUUGGAACCCCGGGUUCUUGUAAUGAUAUAAAUGUCCUCCAACGGUCACCGGUGUUCUCUGAUAUAUGUGAGGGAAAAGCUCCAGAGGUUACCUUCAAUGUCAACGGAAAUACAUACAAUAUGGGUUACUAUCUUACAGACGGUAUCUAUCCGAAAUGGGCAACAUUUAUCCCAACAAUCAAACAUCCACAAACUGGUAAGCACAAAUUAUUUACCAAGAAGCAAGAGAGUUAUCGAAAGGACGUUGAACGUGCCUUUGGAGUGUUACAAGCUCGAUUUGCAAUAAUACGUCAACCAAGUCUAGCAUGGUCGACCGGAAUUUUAUGGAAAAUUGUAAUGACUUGUAUUAUCAUGCACAAUAUGAUUGUUGAAGAUGAGCGAGAUGGAUAUUUGCAUUAUGAUGCAACUGAAUUUAUCAAUGACCAACCCCAAAAUGUAGCUGAAUCAUCAACUAGUAACAACAACCAACCAUUUAUUGUGAGAAGUGGAUGA